UUUUCCCCUUUUACAGAGCAAGGUUUGUUUAUCUCUUGUACUUUUACAAUAAUAAACAAGCUACCACCGUAAGUGCUUUUAUGUCAAAGCAUCGCUGUGGUCUACACAAGCUACAAGGUCUGGACUACCGCUGAAUCUCAAGAAAGAACUCCAACUGAAAAUACCGACUUCCAAAGCAGUGAAGCUGCUAUGUCAGUGGAGGUGCAUGGAGUUGGUAGUGAUGGGGUGGACGCUAUGGAGACUAUGAUGGACGAGAGACUGGAUAUGCAGUGUAGACAAGAGUUGGAUUGUGUGGGACGGAUGAACAAGGUUAGAGAAGUGAUUUAUAACCCUAUUGGAACCAAGCUAGCACGAAACCUCCUCUCAAAGAUUGUCACGGGACCACUCGGUGAUAAGCCCCUGUCUCUGGGACAUAAAGACACACCCACUUUACAAGAAGACGAAAAUCAAGAGACGAAGAAACGUCGUCCAAGUGAAGAGCUACGUUAUCAACAGAGAUCGGAUCAGCAGAAAUUGGAUCGAUUAAAAGCUAUGAAAGAAUCGCAAAACGAAGAACUGGACACUUUACGAAGACGUCGUAUCGUUCAAAAGAAACUUGCCGAUCGUCGAAUGAAAUCCAGCGGACAUCGGAUGUUUAACCAUCGUCUCUACGUCAAUCCAACUUCAAAACAGAGAGCUGGAAGCAGUAGUAUACUGAUAACGGGCGAGGGAGAAGAUGACGUGCGGAGUGCAGAGUUCGUACGACAAGAGAGUCAAAUGUAUAUCAAUAAUUUCCUCAGAGAUCCGUCCAAAAAUCGCCGUGUUUUGCAGAGACUAAAUUCAACACAGAUACAAAGUAUACAAGCUAUUGAGAUCAAAAAAGCAAAUGUGAAGAACUUUCCGUAUGCUCCUCCAGUAGACCGAGAUAUGCCUCACAGAUCCAGUAGUGAUACCAUGCCAAAAAAACACUCCAUCAAAGUGAAAAUGCUCUCCAAAGCUUCAGUGUUGAAGAAUAAGUUGACCGCCUCUUUACGAAGCAAGAAGCGGAGUGAAGACGACCAUCCACCCUCCACCAGCAAGCUGUCAAGUCUUGGCCGGAAACUCAAAGGUGGUAUUACUAAAACUGGCAAGCGAAAGUCACGCAUGACACGACAUGCCAGCUCUAGCCUCGAUGAUCUUAUGGAUGAUGUUCACGUUAAACCGAGAAAGAAAUCGGCCGAGAGAAGAAAACUCUAUUCCACUCAUAAACUCAGCACAAAAGCUCUUGAAGAGCAAGUACUAAACGACGUCAGUCAUACAAAGAGGAGACUUCAUAUACCAAGAAACCCUCCCAAACAACAAACACAACAGUUGACGUCACCACCUGGUGUGAGUGCAAACUGGCCCCCUCUACCAUCCAGCGGGUCACAUGACAUGCCUGUGAAAUCACAUGAUCUUCAGGACGCCUCACAUGAUCUGGAGGUAGCUAGCGGACCACCAUUACCAACGCUGAGACAGCAAUCAUCUUCCCAGACAGAAUCAAUUGACGAUAAAACUGAACUAUUACUAAUGGCCAACGAAGAAGUACAAAGCGAAGGCAGUUACAUAGGCAAUGGAUUCUCAUCACAUGACGAUCACAUGACCUAUUUGCCACCCCCAGUAACUACGCUCAAAGAGAUUGAACAAAAUGAUGAAGAUGGAUACAUGUCAGAAUCAGAAUCGGGUACUUUUAGUGACGGAGAUGACAACGUGAGAAGUGAGAAGUCUACAGACAAACAAAGUAACUGUUUCAGAGUAUGUGAAGAUGGCGAUGCUUUGGAUAAUAAAGAUGAUGAUGAUUUGGAAUCGCCACAUUCGGUUGAAUCGCAACACAACGAAGGCAAUGAUCGCGUAGCUGAUCUACCAGCUCCUAGAUCUCAGAAAAAGAGUUAUAGUCACGACAAUAAUCGAACUACUGUCGAUAAGACCUCACCAACAGCACUACCACGGAAACGAUAUUUUUCUACUCCGCAAAUAUUUAACUCUCAAGCUCCACUCUGUGAUCGACCUACACCGCGUGGCUACUACACACCCGCCACCGUCGAGGUUAACCCUUUCUCUGUGGAUUUUGAACGUGCAACUCACCAGAAUUUAUCACUAAAUAAACAAGAAGUUGAAGAGGUUACCUCAAACUCCACACUAGUGAGCACGUACACGCGGCAAAUAUCAACUGAUUUUGUUGAUUUUGUGCCUUCUGAAAGUGGCAGAUUGGAAGUAGUUGAAACUCAAACUCAAAUCACAACAAGACAUUCGUGUAGUAGACGUGUGAAUCAAGUAUUGGAACCCUCUCUAAGUAUGGAACUGGGACACUGCAUACCGGCACCAGAUAUGGAACCCAGAAAUGGCAUACCAGCUCACGCAUUUAGAGAUCCGUUGUUUUUGCAAUUUAUUAAGAAGCUCGAUAACGAACCAACCAAGAGUGAUUAUAUCAGCUACAAAUUACGAACAAUCGGUGACCGAAUCGACCAACAGUACGAUAAUCAACUAAACAGAGCUAUGGAUGAUAUGUUUUGGGAGACGAUCAAAACUCCGGCAGCUUUGCAGAGUUUGAGCAACGCUGUAUCGUACGAAAGUUUCAGCAAUGCUUCGAAACAUCUCUUAGUCGAAGGACAGAAAAUACAAGAUAGCAUAUUUUUGAUAACUUGUUUCGGUCGCAGACUUGCGGAGAUGCUGCCUAAUCUCGGUGAUAGAGUGAAUGACUUCACACAUUUAGUGGUGGAUGCAUACGCCUCUGACUACCUGCUCGGCAUUGGAGGAUGGGGUCGGUUGGUGGAGUGCUAUGAACAGGUUGAGACCACACCACAUAUGGACUACGAGGAUUAUCCGGACACUGGCUUCAGCAUUGGUCUGAACAUGUAUGAUGAUCCAACCCCGUCUUCUACACAUCAAGCCAAUUCCUUUGAUGACCCUUUACCGAACCAUCCCAACAUCAUCCAAAUAACCCCUCCACAAACGUGUUUACAUGAUCAGCAGUCUUUUCAACCACGACCAACUCUAAACCGCUUACGGCGUGUAAUCAGCGUCGAAGUGUUGUUCACAGAAGCCGACUCUACUGAGCACGCCCAGAACAGUCUCCAUGACAACCCCCGUGACCGAAAACGCUCGCUAACUAGAAGUCUAUCAGCAGGAUCCAUUGAAGUGAGCUCAAUUCAAUGCCAGCACCGAAUACUCAAUUCCAAUGUUCUAAGUCCAAGUCCAACAAAGUUGGUGUCAGAACAGUUUCGUCAAGAAGAAAUAAAUUUCGAGGAGCGCAGCCUCCGAUACAGUAGGAGAGGUUCGGUUGCGUCUGUGUGCUCUAAUGCAUCAACAAUUCGGCUGGUGGGCGUCGACCUCACGGGGGGUGGGGUGGUGUUGCCUGGCAACGGUCGGCCUGGAUUGCAUCCCAAUGUACCCAAUGGCCAGUACCUGGACCUCCACUUCGACACACCAGCUCACUCUAGAAGAGGUACCCUCAAUGGACCCCCCAGUGAGGACCAACCUAGUGUUCAGACUGUCUCACAAACACACUCUCUAGCUGCUCCAAUAAUAGCUGGUGUCAUUGCUGUUGGGAUUGUAGGAGCUCUGGGACUCUAUUAUUAUAGACGAAAAUAGCAAUUUUUUUGGUUUUUUGGGGUCAACUUAUUAUUAGGCUAGCAAAUUCUCGCUCUCACUGAGUUUGUUGUAAUUGAUUACAUCACUAAAACACGGCAAUAUUAAUUCUUGUGA
This is a messenger RNA of Halichondria panicea, 3702 nucleotides long. RefSeq lists its product as uncharacterized. The record is from RefSeq and is a predicted model, not a curated record. The transcript has 5 exons. NCBI's taxonomy places the organism in Eukaryota, Metazoa, Porifera, Demospongiae, Suberitida, Halichondriidae. Bases 190 to 3588 code for a protein of 1132 amino acids.